AUGGCCGAUCCGCUCUACCCCGCCGACGCCUCACGCUCCGCCACCGCAUCCACCUCCGGCGCGCCCUACACACCUAAACUUCGCGGCGGCUCCUUCUCCUCCUCCUCCGCCUCCAAGCCUUCCAAGCCCUCGGCUUCCGCAUACGACCCUUCCUUCCACCCGGGCAUCCUCAAUCUCGGCAACACCUGCUUCCUCAACUCGGUCAUCCAGGCCAUCGCCAACACUCGCGACUUUCGCCUCCUCAUACAGGGUCCCGACGCCGAUCAGCGCCCAGCCUCGCUCGCUCCCACACCACCGCCCUCGAAUCGCCACACCCAAUGGCCCAACCGUGACCAGAGCCCGGCAUUACGCGUCAGCGACACCGAGCACGGCCGUCGCAUCGACCACCCGCCCAAUCCUAACGGCAGUCUCGAUUCCUCCCUCGCCUCCAUCGCCACUCUCCCUGCACAAGAUCCGGCUGCCACCAUCAAGCCACCCAAGCACUCGGCUCCUCUCGACCAUGCCGCACCACUAUCCACUCGAGCCACCCCCGACUCGUCAGCCGCGCCGCCAUACGAGCCCGACGUGCUCGAUCUGCCCCUCAACACCGCCUUCCGCCACGUGCUCGAAAAGUUCUGGUCCGACGCCCACAAGUCGCGCAGCUCCAUCAACGUGAACCCAAAGCGUUUGCUCACCCAGCUCGGCAAAAAGUACGACCAGUACCUCGAAUACGGUCAGCAAGAUGGCCACGAGCUCAUGCGUCACCUGCUCGACGCCUGCCGCAUGGAGGAGCUCGACCUCAUCAAAAAGAUGCGCCCUCGUCCCGCCAGCUCCGAAGCGCCAAACACGCAGCUCGUCACCCUCCCAGCCGCUACAUCCCGCGUCGCACCUGGCGCCCCGCCCACCGACGACGAAGCGCUUCUGCCCUUUCUCGACCUGCUCUUCUGCGGCAAGCUCGCGAGCAUGGUCGUCUGCGAAGGCUGCAAAAAGGUCUCUCACACCUACGAAGACUUUUACGACAUCAGCCUCAGCUUGCGAGACGACGACGCAAAUCCAAAGUCGCGUCGCAGAGACCGUUUGCGUAGCAUGGCAGAUCGCUGGAGGCGCGCCACGCAGGGUCGAACCAUCAUGGACCGCAAGUCGGCCGCCGCCGCCACCGCCGCCGCAUCCAACUCCGAAACACCCGUCGGAACUCCGCGCUACAGCGAGAACGACACCAGCGACGCCGACUCCACCGCUCUCCAGCGUAAAAAGUCGGCCAACCUCCUUUCGCCCGACGAGCCCGGCCGCGGCCGCUUCCAGCUGCGCACCCGUAGCCUCAGGAAGAGCGCCGGCCGCCACGAGAAGCUUGGCGCCACCUCGGGAAGCGAGAUGGAGCCCGACUUUCCCGACAUGGCCUCGCUCUCCCUGGCUCCCAGCGGCGUCUCCCGUCCCUACGUCGACUCGGCCCCCGCGUCCGCAGGCGAAGACAAUGGCGAUGCGCGCACGGGCACCCGUGUCGCUCGCAUGCUCGGAAGCGCUCGCCCCGCCGCAGAUGCCAGCAGUCGCGAGACCAGCCCCAAUCCAGGUGUUGCUCGCUCCGCCGCUCCCACCUUGGCCGCCGGCAUGCGUCCCCCGCUCCGUGCCACCAAGUCCUCGUCGCACCAGUCGGCCUACAUCUCUCGCAUCAUGGCCGACGACCCCACCACCCCGGCCAACUCGGCAGCUCCUCGCAAAGCAGGCGCUCCCUCGCCGCUCUUCGACGCCGUGUCGGCCGCGGCUUCCGCCCAGGGCAAGCCCCUUCACGGCCUCUUCCGCUCCGUCGGCGCUCAUCCACGCUCCAGAGAUCCAUGCGCCGACUUUGAGCCCGAUCCCCACUCUCGAGGCGCCAAACGCCGCCAAAAGGUGCGCCAAGACCAGGCCGACACAGGGCUCAUCGGCUCGCUUCGCCAGUUCACCAGCGUCGAGGUGCUCGACGGCGACAAUAGCUUUGCUUGCAAGAACUGCUGGCGACUGGCCAACCCGCCCAACGCCCAGGAGCGCGAGCAGAUCCGACGCAGGCGUCGUCGCAAAGGCGCACAAGCCGCCGAUGUCGACGAUGACGACGCCAGCGAGCCCAGCUCGUCCGACGCCGACUCGGACCUCGACAAGAGCACCAAGACGCCAGUCGGAGACGCCACGCUCACCGCUCCACCCAGUAGCGCCGACAUGAAUGGCACUCGGAUCACCAGCUCGACGAGUCAGAGCACGCUGGCCAACAGCAGUGUUGAUUUCAUCAUGACGAGCUCCAGCGCCUCGCUCUCGUCCCGCCAACGAUCCGACAUUCCCACCAUCUCGAUGACAUCGGCCGACGCGUCGGCUGACAGCAUCGACUUGACUCUACACAACUCCAUCGGCGGCGUGGAGAGCGUAGACGGCGUCAUCGCCAGAGACUAUGCCAAGCCGAGUGGUGCAGCUGCUGCUGCCGCUCCGCCCUCUGGCCCCAACGGCGUCAUGAUGCAUGGCCGCAUGGGCUCCGAAUCCAGUCUCAGCAGCGUCGAGGCUGCCGCGCAGCGCCAACAGCGGACCGGCCUUGCGCCCAACAAUGGCUACGACACCGGCACCGAGACCGACAUGUCGGGAUUCUCAACCGGCAUGGACGAAUCGAACGCGUCCACGGGCGAAGGCACCGACACCGACGAGCCAGGUGCGGCUGGCAACGAAGCCAAGCGCGCGCCUGGGCGGGAUGGACCCAAGCGCUCGGCGCAGAGCCUGCCUCGGCGUGCGCUCAAGCGCUACCUGAUCGCCUCGGCUCCGCCCGUGAUGAUCUUUCAUCUGAAGCGCUUCCAGGCUACUGGCCGCGGCUUUGUCUCUGGCCUGGCGGGCUUCAAGAAGAUUGACGACCAGAUCACGUUUCCCGAGUACCUCGACAUUACGCCGUGGCUUGCGCCGCCCAGGGAGGAGUACGACCGACGCGGCAGGCUCAAGGCCACGAGCGACCCAUUGGCCAUCCGGAGGCGUGCGGAGGAGGAGGCGACCAACGCGGGCGUGGAUGCGCGCAACGUGCGCGUCGAGGUGUCGGGCGUGCACGGCCGCGGCUCGCGCCACGCGCAUCACGCGGACAAGAAGGGCAGGAGGCACGGCAUGUGGUCGUGGCAUCUGCACGACAAUGCCAAGCACCCGCGCGGCGCGCACGCAGUCGACGCCAAGGGCGGUGACCUGGACGAGGGACCCAAGGUGCAGUCGUCGACGGGCCACGAGAUUGUGCCGUCGAUCAUCAGGCGACCCAAGACCGAGUAUCGCCUGUACGCGGUGAUUGUGCAUCAGGGCUCGCUCUCGGCUGGCCAUUACACGGCGUACGUUCUGUCGGAUCGGAUCAAGCUCAAGGAGGGUCAGAAGGAGCUCGUGGCCAGGUCGGCACCCACGAGCCGCACCAACACGCCUGCGCCGCCGGGCUCCAGUGCCGCGCCGGCUGGCAGCAGCAAGGACACGGGUGGACUGGGGCAGUUCUUCCUGGGUGGGAGCCGGCCGGCGCGCAACGGCACGUCGUCGCCCGCGCCGGUGCCUGUUCGACCGGCGUCUGCGGCGCCUGCUGCGUCGGUGGCUAUGACGAGUGUGGCAUCGACAACGUCGCUGGGCAAGAGCAGUGUGUCUGGCGGAUCGUCGCACGACAUUGCGCCCCAGACAUCGAUCUCGUCGCUCGAAGACGGCUCGGUUUCGUCGGCGGUGGCUGCGAGUGGCAGUGGAAGCGAGUCGUCGGUGGGGCCCAAGCUUGUGAGGCCACGGCCGCAGCUCAAGCCGAUGGCGUCGUGGGAUAGCCUGGACGAGCUGGAACAGUCGCAUGCCACGGGGGCUGCGACGCCAACAUCAGCUACGGUGGUGUCGCCCGCCGCGCUGGAGCCGGCACCGGCUGUACCGACGGUGGCAAGCCAGAACAGCAAUGCGCACCGACACGUGGAGACGGCAACGGCGAGCGACGACGACGACGAUGUGGACCCGCGCAAACACGACGACGGCCGAAGAUGGGUGUAUACCUCGGACACGAUCGUGCGCGCCGCCACGAUCGACGAGGUGCUCAAGGCCAAAGCGUACAUGCUGUUUUACGAGCGCAUCUAG
Moesziomyces antarcticus is the source of this 4053-nucleotide messenger RNA. RefSeq lists its product as uncharacterized. The record is from RefSeq and is a predicted model, not a curated record. NCBI's taxonomy places the organism in Eukaryota, Fungi, Basidiomycota, Ustilaginomycetes, Ustilaginales, Ustilaginaceae. Gene Ontology annotation, molecular function: cysteine-type deubiquitinase activity; cysteine-type endopeptidase activity. The coding region runs from base 1 to 4053 and encodes 1350 amino acids. The transcript has a single exon. Gene Ontology annotation, cellular component: nucleus; cytosol. Gene Ontology annotation, biological process: protein deubiquitination.